GUUCUCCAGGCUCUCUGAGCACGAUGCCUGCAGCUCCCACCAGCAAUGGGGUGUUUGUUGUCAUCCCGCUGAGCAACGCCAGUGGCCUCCGCCCACCUCCAGCCAUUCUGCCCACCUCCGUGUGCCAGCCUCCAGGGAUUAUGCAGUUUGAGGAGCCACUGCGGGGGGCACAGACACCAAGGACCACACAGCCACCUGACUUGUGGCCCGUGGAGACAUUCCUGAAAGGAGAGCCCAAAGCUUUAGGGACGGUCCAGGUCCUCAUCCGCCUCAUCCACCUGGGCUUUGGCAGCGUGCUGCUCAUGGUUCGCCGCGGCCACGUGGGGAUGUUCCUCAUCGAGGGCGGCGUCCCCUUCUGGGGAGGAGCCCGUUUCAUCAUCUCCAGAUCCCUCUCAGUGGCAGCGGAGAAGAACCACAUCAGCUGCCUGGUGAGGAACAGCCUGGGCACCAACAUCCUCAGCGCCAUGGCGGCCUUUGCUGUGACGGCCAUGCUGCUCAUGGAUUUUGGCGUAACUAACUGGGACGUGGGCAGGGGCUCUCUGGCCGUGCUGACUGUCUUCCCCAUCCGGGAGUUCUUUGUCACAGUCAUUGUCACCCACUUCGGGUGCCAGGCCACUCGUGCCCAGGCCAACGCACCAGUGAUCUUCCUGCCAAGCGCCUUCAGCGCAGACUUCAACAUCCCCAGCCCGGCAGCCUGUCCGCCCCCUGCCUAUGACAACGUGGCAUAUGUGCCCAAGGAGGUGUCUGAGUAGCAGAUGUGGCACCUGCAGGUGGAGUCCAGCGUUUCCCCUCUGGGGCCAGCCUCUCCCCACCCCCACCUUGUUCAUCAGGCGCCAGCCCCACCUUGGCCACCCCCUACCACCACGUCCACACACACGGCGGCAGAGUGAGGUGUGCCCAGGGACAUCCCUCCCACACUUUCCCCAGUGGCUUCUUUCUAAAAGACACCAGGCUGACAUCGGGGUGUGUGUCCUUCAGCUACCCAAGUCCCAUCAUCCUUCCAGGGACACCCCCUGUGCAUUUCUCUGCUCAUAGGGGAAAUCCUAGCCCUACUGAAGACUCAGGUUCGAGGCCUGCCCUGACCUUCAGGCAUCAGGCAGGUCAUUAAGCUCAGAGAGCCGAGAAUCCUCCAGAAUGGAAGAGUCUGACUCUGGCAUUCCACAGAGGUGCAGAUGCCCCCGAGGCCACACAGCAGGGCAGUGGCCUGACCUCAGGUCCCCUGGCCCUGAGAUCAACUCUGUCCUUUGUCAUCUGUUGCUACAUCCGUGGACCUCAGGUUUCCCAUUUGGAAACUCGAGUGUUGAACCAGAUAAGGUUCAUAAGGCUCUUCCAGCUCCCCAGGCUCCCUGAGUCCUGGAUCUAAGCCAGGCAUCAUCCCCCUAUUCCCUGGAAACCCUCUUUGUCCUUAUCUGGCUAUGGAGUCAGCAUUGCCCCCCCCACCAUCUCCCAAGAUGGGGGAGGUUGCAGCGGAAGGCUGACGCCAGCCCCCUCCUGAGGCCCACCACAGUCAGCAUCGACAGGGGCACAGCAGUGGCAGUUAGAGACUUCCCUGUGCCUCUCAGCACUCCCUUGCCCACCUCCAUAGCUCAAAGACAAGGCUACCACAGAAGGUUACCAUGAGACCUGGGCUUUGUCUCCAGGGGACGAGGAAACACUGUCAGCCUGGUGUCCACCAGCCCUUGUAAAUCAGAUGGCUGGUCUCAUCCACACCACAGAAGGAAAUAAACCAUGUGGCUUAAGUUUU
Cebus imitator (Panamanian white-faced capuchin) is the source of this 1744-nucleotide messenger RNA. RefSeq names its product membrane spanning 4-domains A15 (gene MS4A15). Gene Ontology annotation, cellular component: plasma membrane. Gene Ontology annotation, biological process: cell surface receptor signaling pathway. The transcript is spliced from 6 exons. The record is from RefSeq and is a predicted model, not a curated record. NCBI's taxonomy places the organism in Eukaryota, Metazoa, Chordata, Mammalia, Primates, Cebidae. The coding region runs from base 24 to 752 and encodes 242 amino acids.